Messenger RNA from Striga hermonthica, 735 nucleotides. The record is from the annotation of a GenBank genome assembly. NCBI's taxonomy places the organism in Eukaryota, Viridiplantae, Streptophyta, Magnoliopsida, Lamiales, Orobanchaceae.
AUGGAAAGAGGCCAAGCAUCGGCGGAGGAAGGCUAUAACUCCGGCAUGUUUUAUUCAGCCGCCGUCAACAACCUGCAUGCACAAGGUAGCAACAACCACCGCCCACCGCCCGAGAAAGAUCAAGUCGGAGAAGGACGACAUGUCAAGAAACACUACCGAGGUGUUAGGCAACGGCCUUGGGGCAAAUGGGCCGCCGAAAUAAGAGACCCGAAUAAGGCUGCACGUGUUUGGCUCGGCACUUUCGACACGGCCGAGGAAGCUGCCCUCGCGUACGACAAUGCUGCUUUCAAAUUCAAAGGGUCGAAAGCCAAACUCAAUUUCCCCGAACGAGUCCAAUCGGGCUAUAUGAGCCACGACCUAAGUAAUACUACUACUGCGGCUACUGCUCGUCAUCAUCAACUAAUAAUCAGAGAUGACAUUUAUAAGGACCCGAACAAUAGCUUUCCUCCACCGGAAAUAUCUCCUCAAUCGGACCCCACAUUACUACGCAACUCAUUUCCGGGUCUCGAGCAGUAUGCACAAUUGUUGUCGAGCACUAGUGAUAUUGAUGUCGAUUUGCCGUAUUUCACGAGCAGUUCUAGGGAGGAUCGAAAUGAGCAAUUAGGGUGUGACGAUUACUCGUCCGUCUCCACUGCAGAAAUUGGUGACGAUCUUUCAGCUGCAGCCGGCUCGAGUGUUACGGCAACUAAUUACACGGGGGGCAACUACCUUGAGCCUAGAAACCCAAUUGAGUGA